CACAUUUUACUCCGAAAUUUUCAACGUUCAGUGCAGUUAAGUGGUACUUCCGUAACUCGGCGAACCUCUCGAAGAUCGAUCGACGCAAAACACCCUCGACAGUCAUGAACGGACUAAUCGUAUUCGGUCUCCUGGCCGCCUCGGCGUUGGCUGUCCCCAUGCCCGAUAACGUCGGUAAUCUGGAUUGCCUGAACCACGAGGAAAUGCUCUCCUGCAUCGCGGUUAAAACCGUCAGUGUCCUGGGAAGAGCUUCGAGGUCGAGUGACAUCCAAUUGAUCGACGGGGUCAAGUUCGUAAGGGACGGACCGAUGGAGCGUAGCGGCAAAGUUUUGGAGACCGAGACCGAACUGAUGAACGAACUGCCGCGCGACGCCACCGACAAGACUUUCAAGAUCGUAAGCAUGCUGUACGAGUCGACGAUGUCUUUCCUCAAGAGUCACAGUCUGAAAUUGAGCAUGCCCGAAGGAUCGAUCUCCCGCGCUCUGGAAGAAGGACGUGGUAAAAUCAAGAAAAUGGCUCUCCCUAUUAUCGCCGCUGUCGGCGUGAAGCUUUUCGCCCUUAUCCCACUGGCUCUCGGCGGUCUAGCUCUCCUCGUGCUGAAGGCUUUGUUCGUCGGCAAGAUCGCCCUGCUUCUAGCCGGUAUUUUGGCCUUCCAAAAACUGUUCGGCAGCGGCGGUUCCGCCGGAAGUUUCUUCAGCAAGGGCGCGCAGUCCGCCGCCAGCUGGGCAGCGGCACCCUCUUCUCAGGCAUGGUCAUCCGCUCCGUCGGCUCCUCAGACUCAGGGUUAUUACAGGAGUUUCGACACGAACGGCGAUGCCCACGACCUAGCCUACAGCGCACAGGCCCCCAACGAAGCUCAAUAACUCGUCGUGAGAAACCAAACGAAACGAAUUAUCGAUAUUAUGAAAUACGGUUAACGCGACCGAUCGACGGACCACCGGACACGAGACGGACGAAGUUCGACAAUGGAAAUACGUCGGAAGAGAGAAAAUUUCAAUUCCAGUCGGGAGGACGAAAAUCAGGACGGACAGACAACGCUAUCAUUAUCAACGAAUAUUGAAUAACUUUCAUUUAAUUUUAUCAUUAGUAUUGAUAUUGUUUUUUUUUUUUUUUUUUUUUUAUUUUUGUUCUCUUUGUUAUUUAUAAUUAUAGUGUAGCGAGAAUUUUCGAGAAAAAAAAACAAAAAUCAUCCUCUCACACAUUCGCAUAUUGAAAACGCGUGCCAAGUAGGAAUAUAAAAAGCCAUAAUUCCAGUGUCAUUAACGCAUACACGAUAAUUUGUAAUUACAUAAAUCUAGGUGUUUAGACCAUCGACUGUUAGCUUAGUAUUUAUACGAUAUAUACGAUUUGUAAUUAAAUAAUAUAAUAUUUAAUAAAUUAUUAAAAGAUUA
Messenger RNA from Athalia rosae (coleseed sawfly), 1391 nucleotides. RefSeq lists its product as uncharacterized. The record is from RefSeq and is a predicted model, not a curated record. NCBI's taxonomy places the organism in Eukaryota, Metazoa, Arthropoda, Insecta, Hymenoptera, Athaliidae. Bases 105 to 863 code for a protein of 252 amino acids. The transcript has 3 exons.